Messenger RNA from Lithohypha guttulata, 1071 nucleotides. RefSeq names its product ubiquitin-specific protease otu1 (gene OTU1). Gene Ontology annotation, biological process: endoplasmic reticulum unfolded protein response; protein deubiquitination. Gene Ontology annotation, molecular function: cysteine-type deubiquitinase activity. NCBI's taxonomy places the organism in Eukaryota, Fungi, Ascomycota, Eurotiomycetes, Chaetothyriales, Trichomeriaceae. The transcript has a single exon. The coding region runs from base 1 to 1071 and encodes 356 amino acids. The record is from RefSeq and is a predicted model, not a curated record. Gene Ontology annotation, cellular component: nucleus; cytosol.
AUGCCUCUACGUGUCAGAAUUCGGGGUCCGAUGGGACAGUCUACUGCAUCAUUCGACGACAAUGCCACAGUUGAUGCCCUACGCAAGCAGAUAGCGGAAGUUACUGCACUGCCGAGAUUCCACGUGAAAUGUGGUUAUCCACCGAAGCCUCUUAGCUUGGAUGACUACCCGGCAACCAAGCUUCUUACAGAGCUGGACAUUAAGCUAAAUGGCGAACAACUGCUUGUGACUCGAGCUGAAGAUGCCACAACUUCGCCGGUGUCAAGCUCAGUUUCUGAGACACAAGCAAACAAUACGCGCAGCCAAACGAUAGGCAAGACACCUCGCAAAGUUCAAAGUUCGACUUCAGCAACGCAAUCAUCCUCUAGUCAACCCGGUUCGAGAAAACCAGACGCUCCGCUGACUCUUGCCCGCAAGGAACGAAAAGAUAUGGAUCCUCCAGAAGUGUUUGCACCCGAACUUGGUGGAACGAUUGUGAUUCGGAUUAUGCCUGAUGAUAAUUCAUGCCUCUUUCGUGCAAUCUCUCUGGCUGUUCUGUCUGACCUUGAUGCCGUGACAGAGCUCCGUUCGAUAAUUGCCGAGACCAUACAGCAAGACCCGAUCACUUUCAAUAGAGCCGUAUUAGACAACAAGGAUCCCAAUAAGUAUUGUCAGUGGAUCCGAUCGCAAGACAGCUGGGGUGGUCAAGUCGAGUUGCUUAUAUUAUCUCAGCAUUUCGGCGUCGAGAUCUGCAGCAUAGACGUUCAGACCCUGAGAGUCGACAAAUACAAUGAAGGCGCAAGCAAAAGGUGUAUCGUUGUCUACUCGGGCAUCCACUAUGAUACUAUUGCUCUGUCCUUUCCGAAUGAGCCACCGGAGAGAGACCUCAAACAGUUUGAGGACUUUAUCAAGGACGAGGUGCUGCCAAAAGCUGUAGAGUUAUGCAAGAAGCUACAAGACCAGCAUUAUUUUACGGACACUUCAGGGUUUCAGCUGAGGUGCACAGACUGUGGCGCCAAGCUGGUAGGAGAGAAAGGUGCUCAGGAACAUGCUGCAGCGACUGGACAUUACAACUUUGGAGAAGCUGAGUAG